Messenger RNA from Naegleria fowleri, 1587 nucleotides. RefSeq lists its product as uncharacterized. The transcript has 6 exons. The record is from RefSeq and is a predicted model, not a curated record. Bases 1 to 1587 code for a protein of 528 amino acids. Gene Ontology annotation, molecular function: CoA-ligase activity. Lineage: Eukaryota; Heterolobosea; Eutetramitea; Acrasida; Naegleriidae.
AUGAUCAUCCAAAAGUGUCGUGAACAUGGCGAUCGUGUGGCCAUGGUGGACGGAACAUGCAGCUCCUCCUCUGCACCCUUCUCCUCUCUCACCUUCUCCCAAAUGGCUACUCUCAUGAUCACCAUCGGAAACAACUUGGUCGAUUUGUAUCAAGUCGAGAAGGGUCAAGUAAUCGCUGUUUUAUUACCAAACAUGCCUCUGUUUCCAUGUAUCUUCCAUGGAGUAGGUUAUAUUGGAGGAAUUUGUACGACUUUGAAUCCAUUGUAUUCGGUGGAGGAAAUGCAAAGCCAACUGCAAGAUUCGAAUGCUAUCAUGAUGGUUACAGUUCAACCCUUGUUGGAGAAGGCUUUGAAGAGUGUGGAAGGAAGUGGUGUGAAGAAGAUUUUUGUGUUGGGAUUGAAGGAUCAGGAAGAACAAGUGGGAAAUGACAAGUGUCAAGUAUUGGAUGCCAAAGUGUUGUUGAAAACUCCAAAGAGUACUGAAAUGAUCUAUGAUCGAAAGAUUAAUCCAAAGGAAGAUUUGGUGGUGUUACCUUAUUCUUCUGGAACUACUGGAUUAUGUAAGGGAGUUUGUCUCACACACUACAAUCUUGUGAGCAACAUUCUUCAAAUCGGUGUUGAAUUGGAACCUCUCACCGCUGAGGAUGUCAUUAUUGCUGUCCUUCCUUUCUUCCAUAUCUAUGGACUCACAGUGUUGUGCAAUAAGGCUCUGUAUGAAGGAGCCAAAGCAGUAACCAUGGCAAAAUUCGAUUUGGAAACAUUCCUUAAACUCAUUCAAGAACACAAAAUCACUCGAGUUCAUUUGGCUCCACCAAUUAUUUUAGCAUUGGCUAAACAUCCAAUUGUGGACAAGUAUGAUUUGAGUUCACUUAGGGUGAUCUUGUCUGGAGCUGCACCACUUUCGGGAGAUGUGGCCAAGUUAGUAAGAGAUCGUUUGAAACUUGUGGUGAAACAGGGCUAUGGAUUGACAGAGUCUUCACCUGUUUUGAGUGUCUGUGGUGAUACUCCAGAACGUAUCAAAGAUGGAUCUGCUGGACUCUUACUCAAUCAUACAGUUCUCAAAAUUGUGGACACUGAAACUGGUGAAGAAAUUACAGAGUAUGGUAAAGCAGGGGAACUUUGCUUUGCUGGGCCCCAAAUUAUGAAAGGUUAUCUCAAUAAUGAUGAAGCCACUAACAAUACACUCAAAGAUGGAUUCCUUCACACCGGAGAUAUUGGUUACAUUGAUCAGGAUGAUUUUAUUUUCAUUGUUGAUCGUCUCAAAGAGUUGAUUAAAUACAAUGGACAUCAAGUGCCACCCUGUGAAUUGGAAGGAGUUUUGUGUAAACAUCCAAAAAUUCUUGACGCUGCCGUGAUUGGCGUUCCAAAUGAGGAAACUGGAGAAUUACCAAAGGCAUUUGUUGUGUUGAGACAAAAUGAGAACAUGACGGAGGAGGAAGUCAUGAAUUAUGUGGCAGAACAUGUGUCACCAGUAAGAAAGGUUCGAUUGGUUGAGUUUGUAAAUGAAAUUCCAAAGAGUGUGAGCGGAAAGAUUUUGAGAAGAAUUUUGAAAGCACGUGAAUUGGAAAAGUUAAAGAAGAAACAAUAA